GUCAACACUCCGUUGGGAAAACAAACCGGUGUGCGAGCUGUAUGUAUCUCUUUAUACUGUAGACUGACAGGUGGUUGUAUAUAAUGGUUCGCCUGUUAUGACUGGAUUGGUCCACAGGUUUCUCUAGCUGCGCUGAAAAUAUAUAGACCGGCUGUCUACCAGUGUUAUCUCCCUUGAGUGAGCCAGUCAAGAUGCUGUUCUGCCAAAACAACACGCUGUGGACGUCCGUGUGGGUGGACGAGGGAAUCAACCAAUGUUUCUUCGACACGGUAUCCGCUGGUGUUCUGUUCAUCAUCAUCAUGAUAUGUGGUCUGACUCAGUGUCUCUUCUACGGGCGCUACGCCACCCUCAUACAGCCCCGCCGCAUCCCCUGGUCGGGGUGGUACGUGGUACAGGUCCUUAUCACCGCCCUCAUGGCUUGUGAGUCCCUGCUACACAUGAUUAUACAGGACACCUCCCUCGGACAGCAGUUGUAUGGCUAUGAGAUUCUGACGGCGAUGCUGUUGCUGUUUGCAUGGAUUGUCUCCCUUAGAUUAAUGAGCUUGGAGAGGAACUACGCCUUGCCGUCCAUACCUACGAGAGGCCAUGGACUAGUGCUGCUCCUGUUUUGGUGUCUGGCAUUCGUCAGGGAGAAUCUGGCGUUUGUUUCAUGGUGGAGUCAUAAAUGGUGGUGGUACAUGGAUGGCACAGAGAACUACCUGGAGUUUGGUUUCUGGGUGGUGCGGUAUGUCUUCACCCUCACUCUGUUCAUCAUGGGACUUAAGGCUCCAGGUCUCUCCCACAUGAAGUACGACAUCCUUGUCAAUGAUAUGUCUGGUGGUGGUGUCGGCGGUCAGUCCUCGUCCACCUGGAGCAACAUCAUGGUGAAGCUGCGGAUGAUGAUCCCGUACUGCUGGCCCAAGGGCAACCUGGUGCUGCAGCUGACUGUGUUUAUGUGUCUGUUGAUCCUGGCUGGGGGUCGUGUCAUCAACGUCUUCGUCCCUCUCUACAGUAAACUAAUCAUCAACAGCUUGACGCCCAGUAAAGAAACAAGUGGAGACAACUCUAACUUGACUGCUCCAACCCUGGCCUUCCGGUGGGACUACAUCUUGGCGUUUGUGGGACUCAGUUUCCUUAGAGGAGGAGGAGCAGGAACUUCUGGGCUACUUAACAACACUAGAUCAUUCUUGUGGAUCAAGGUACAGCAAUUUACCACCCGGAGAGUCCAGGUCAAGCUCUUCAACCACCUGCAUCAACUGUCACUGCGAUGGCAUCUACAGCGGAAGACUGGAGAGGUUCUCCGAGUGGUGGACAGAGGCACCAACAGCAUCAACAACCUACUCAGCUACCUCCUCUUCAACAUCGUCCCUACCAUCGCUGACAUCGUGAUUGCUAUCGUAUACUUCAUCACAGCUUUCAACUACAUCUUUGGGGUCAUCGUGUUCCUCUGUAUGGCCCUCUUUCUGACUUACACCUUCCUGAUAACCGAAUGGAGGACCAAGUUCCUCCGCCUCACCAACAAACUGGACAAUGAAGCUAAUGCCAAGGCUGUAGACUCCCUGUUGAACUUUGAAACUGUAAAGUACUAUGGGGCUUCAGAGUUUGAAACACAAAGAUACGAUACAGCCAUCAAAGCCUUUCAGUCCGCUGAGUGGAAGUCCACAGCAAGCCUGAAUCUCCUCAACCUGGGACAGAACUUCAUCGUGAACAUCGGCACUCUGACAGGGUCGUUGCUGUGUGCCUACGCUGUCGUGCACGGUCUCAGCUCACUCCAGCUAACAGUGGGAGACUACGUGCUGUUUGGCACCUACAUCGCACAGCUGUAUGCUCCCCUCAACUGGCUGGGGACGUACUACAGAAUGAUCCAGCAGGCAUUUAUCGAUAUGGAGAACAUGUUUGAACUUCUUGAAGAAAAUUGUGAGGUGACUGACAAACCCGGUGCCCCAGACCUUGUGUUGAAGGAAGGACAGAUUGAGUUCCUCAACGUCAGCUUCCACUACGACCCUGCGAAGCAGAUACUGAAAAACAUCAGUUUCACUGUACCACCAGGACAAACGUUUGCUUUGGUGGGCCACACAGGGAGUGGAAAGAGCACAGUAAUCCGGCUGCUGUUCCGCUUCUAUGACGUCAACAAGGGAACUGUGUUUAUAGAUGGCCAGGAUGUAUCACAGGUGACCCAGGGGUCAUUGAGGAAGCAAAUAGGCGUGGUCCCCCAGGACACCGUGCUGUUUAACAAUGACAUCAAGUACAACAUCCGGUAUGGCAAGGUUGAAGCGUCUGACGAAGAUGUGUACGAAGCUGCUACCUUUGCCGACAUCCAUCACAGAAUCCUUGGUUUUCCUAAUGCCUAUGAGACGGUAGUUGGAGAGCGAGGUCUGAAGCUGAGUGGGGGAGAGAAACAGAGAGUGGCCAUUGCCAGGACGAUGCUGAAAGCUCCUGCUAUCGUGCUGCUGGAUGAGGCUACAUCAGCUCUGGACACUAAGACAGAGCGGAACAUCCAGGCGUCUCUGGCCCGAGUGAGUGAGAACAAGACCACACUGGUGGUAGCCCAUCGACUCUCCACAGUCAUCAACGCCAACCAGAUCCUCGUACUGGAAGAGGGGGAGAUUGUCGAGCGUGGAUCGCAUGAUGAACUGCUGGAACAUGGAGGGUAUUACUACGAUAUGUGGCAGCAACAACUCACCAAGACUGAGGAAGGUGAUGAGAAUGGCGAUGAGAAUGGUGAUGAGAAUGGCGAUGAGAAUGGUGCCAGUGCAAGCAAUGGUGGUGACGGCAAUGGUGAUGUCAAAAGCUGAAGACAAACUGAGUGAUCUGCACAUCUUGAAGAUCCUCAGCAGUUAGGUGCAUCUUGAAGCGCCUCAGCACUUUUGUACAUCGUGAAGAUCCUCAAUGCUGUACAUCUUGAAGAUCCUCAGUGGUGUUGUACAUCUUGAAAAUCCUCAGCUCUGAGGUGCAUCUCGAAGAUCCACAAUGUUGUAAAUCUUGGAAGUCCGCAACGUUGUAUAUCUUGAAGAUCCUCAGUGGUGUUGUACAUCUCGAAGAUCCUCAGCUCUGAGGUGCAUCUCGAAGAUCCACAAUGUUGUAAAUCUUGGAAGUCCGCAACGUUGUAUAUCUUGAAGAUCCUCAGUGGUGUUGUACAUCUCGAAGAUCCUCAGCUCUGAGGUGCAUCUCGAAGAUCCACAAUGUUGUAAAUCUUGGAAGUCCGCAACGUUGUAUAUCUUGAAGAUCCUCAGUGUUGUACAUCUCGAAGAUCCUCAGCUCU
Haliotis rubra (blacklip abalone) is the source of this 3241-nucleotide messenger RNA. RefSeq names its product ATP-binding cassette sub-family B member 6-like. Gene Ontology annotation, biological process: heme transport; transmembrane transport. The record is from RefSeq and is a predicted model, not a curated record. Lineage: Eukaryota; Metazoa; Mollusca; Gastropoda; Lepetellida; Haliotidae. Gene Ontology annotation, cellular component: membrane. Gene Ontology annotation, molecular function: ATP binding; ABC-type heme transporter activity; ATP hydrolysis activity.